Schistosoma haematobium is the source of this 13219-nucleotide messenger RNA. It is a transcript of the gene CASP7, whose product is annotated as Caspase-7. Gene Ontology annotation, biological process: proteolysis. The record is from RefSeq and is a predicted model, not a curated record. Gene Ontology annotation, molecular function: cysteine-type endopeptidase activity. The transcript is spliced from 6 exons. NCBI's taxonomy places the organism in Eukaryota, Metazoa, Platyhelminthes, Trematoda, Strigeidida, Schistosomatidae. The coding region runs from base 850 to 1239 and encodes 129 amino acids.
CUUAACGAAUUAGCAUUAAAUUACUCUUUAUUAAUUGGAUUCACAAACUAAAAAUACAGAACCAAUCAUGCUAAAGACAGUCAAAAGCUCUGCGUAUAUAUGUUAUUUACUAUUCUAUUCAUUCUGAAAACUAUAUGGAAAAGUAGUUUUAAUGAUUCGAGGACUCCUCAGUUUUGCCAAAGCGGUGUGUUUGAAUAUGUUUGUUCUGAGCAGGUUGGUCUUGCUGUGAAAUGAUUUAGCAUAGAAGGUGAUGGUGGACGAUGUGGAUAGUUCUAAUACAAAUUUGUCGCUCGUAGAAGAAAAUUCUUCAACACAAAUAAGAUCAAGUUUAAGUUGUGAUAGCCCGCAAAACAAACCUAAUAAUAAGACCUGGAGCAGUUCACUAAAGUGUUCUGUUUCGUGUACUUCUUUAUUACCGGUUUUCAGCAUACCUUCAGAAAAGAGUCCUUCUUCGUAUGUCUACCGCACAGAUGGUGCUGAGCGUGGACUGUGUGUUGUUUUUCAGUUGAUAAAUUUGAUCCGAUACUUUGUUUGCCACCAAGAAAUGGUUCUUUGGUUGAUAUACAAAAUAUUAAGAGAGCUUUUACGAGCCUCGACUUUAGGGUCAUAGUGCAUUCAAAUCCGACAUCCGAAAGUUUAUUUUCUUUAAUCCGAACAAUCUCAACACAAAAUCUACGCGACCAUGACUGUUUCGCUUGUGUGAUUCUUUCUCAUGGUGAUGAGGGUGGAUUAAUAUACGCAACAGAUGGUUCUAUUCCCGUGGAUCGUAUCAUCGCUCCAUUUCGUGGAGAUCAAUGUUUGGAUUUAAGAGGCAAGCCAAAACUAUUCUUUAUCCAAGCAUGCCGUGGAAUGGCACUUGAUGACGGCGUAUUUGUUUGUGAUGGACCUUUAUCUAAUAGUAAAUCUGCGGAUGCUGCGACAACAACAAGACGGAUUCCAGUUGAGGCAGAUCUUUUCAUCGCCUAUUCAGUCCAACCAGGUUAUUACGCUUUUCGUAACUCCGUCAACGGUUCUUGGUUCAUACGAGCCUUAUCUGAUGUCUUGCUUCGGUAUGGAAAUACUUUAGAUUUGUUGAGUAUCAUGACACGUGUGAACUAUGAGGUUGCUUUUGAAUACGAGUCAACUGCAGCCAAUCCCUCAUUCUGCUGUAAGAAGCAAAUGCCAUCGUUUGUGUCUACUUUGACAAAGCACGUCAUCUUUCCACCAAAAAAACAUCGGAAUACUUCGAAACUGCUGUAAAGUUUUUAAUUCAAAGCAACUAACUGAUGGAUAUAUUCAUUAAAAUUUUUCAGAUUCGAAACAAGAAAAUAACGUGAUAUAAUUUUCUUACGGUAAAAUCCAGAGAAACAAUUUUCUAUACUUUAAAUGAUAUUUUCUCUAAAUUCCAUAUCCCUUGUGAAGUACAUGUUGAAAAUGAUAGCUAUCUAAUUUUUUGAACAAUCUGUUACAUGAUCUUCAAUUUCUUUUGAGAUAACGAUUUAUUUAAGCCUUCUAUUUGACGACCUAAAUAUCCUACUGAACAGCUAAAAAGUAUAUUUUAGUGACGUGUUUAAAUCCAUGAGAAACCUUCGAUACUGACAGUCUUAGCGUAGGAUAUAUAAAAUGGUCGAAAUAAUGUCGAGUAAAAAAAAAUUAGUGUUAUACUUAGAUGCUACUUUCUGCCUUUUUUUCUGACGAAUUUACUUUCCCAAACUAGAAUGUUCACCAUUUAUAUUGCAGUUAUUUCGAUUGUUACUUUUUAGACUGCUCUGUUUUUGUUCCUCGAUAUUCUUCACUGGAGUAUAUUCAUCAGUCCUAUUUGUGUGAUUCAUGUGCUUUAUUUACGUCAAACUAGUUUGGUAAAGUUCGAUAUUUUAGAGCCUCCUUUCCAGAGUCGCAGGAUGAGCCUUGUUCGCUUGAAGUUUAAAACAAAUUCUGAAAUCUUCGUGGUGACAGAUCCUUCAUAGGCAGCGUACUAUAAAGUAAUGCAAAUGAUUUUCACCCUGACUUGAGAUAAACAGAAAGCGCUGGAUGUCUGCUUCGCCUUAGUGCUGAAUUCGCUCUUCGUUGACGUUUACAUAUUCCCUAACUUUGUUGCGUUUCGUAUUAAAUUCAGACUGGACCUCUGAUAAACACAAGUAAAACAACCACUAGGGUCGAUAUGAAUAGACUAUGUCUAGAGUUGAUCAUUACACAAUUCUUGGUGCUCAUGGUAUCUACAUUUAUCUGAUUUCCAGAUAUUUGAAACAAUGCUGUUCGAAAAAUGGACAGAAUUGUCGGUAAGUCGUAUGCACAAAAGUCUAAAGGAAUGUAAUUGGCCCGCAAAACUGACGUUUGAAUUAGCGAACCAAUCCAGCUCUUCCAAUGUUUGAGAACAUUUUCAUCAUGAAUAGUGGAUAAUGAUACGGAUAUUUAGGAUCUACUCGGCUUCAUUUUUGUUGGUUUCAAUAAACCCAAGGUGUGAAACCAAUCGUCAGCCGUAUGUCUAGUGUUACAGGGAGUGUCAAUAAGCUAGAUUCCUUUGGGCAUACUGUUAACCAUUAGGGUAUUUGGUUGAUGAGUGUAUUACUGAAUAUUUGUGACCGGUUACGUACAAACAGCCUUUUUAUAUCCAUGAGACUGAUUAUUCUCACGAAGCGAAAACGACAAAGAAUCCGUACUAGUAAAUGUCCGACUAGAUAUUACAGUAUUAAUUAACAGGUUGAUCUGAUUGUAUAAUCGGAAGUCGAAUGAAUAAGAAAAGCGUAAAGAUGCAGCAGAUAUUCGGGUUGAGUCAAACCGAAUAAACUUCGGUUCGUUAGUUCUGCUUUCAGACCGGCUAUUGUUGCCGUUAAAUCGUACGGGCAAGGACGUUUAUUGAAUGGUUUUUCGUGUCGGACUGUUAGGUGCUUGAGAAACUACAGAGUUUUCUGUAAUGUCUCAAGGGGCUGCUAUACUUGUGCUUCUAAUCAGGUCUAUCUGUCGCUCCUGGUCUACAGACAUGUCGUUCUUCGUGUAGUUUGGAUUCGUCUGCAACUAUGGUGAGUGAGAGUAUAACAGGUCUGGGAUGUCAUUUUGUAUUUUUGAGGUCUUCCUUUGACAAAACGAACUUCGGUGCUGGAUGUUCUUAUGGUUUUCAGAAUCCGGUUUGCAGAUAUGGCCAGUUCGUCUAGAGCGAUAUUUUUAAAUGACACAAGGACCGCGUGCACCUGUUGUGGGAAGAGUAGACAAAAGGAGCUGUUUAAAUAGGCUCCCGUCAAAUGUCCAUUGACUAACAACCUUGCUGAGUCGUGUUCCAACUCACUGGUUUGGAAGAGCUGGUCCGAAUUUUGUCGGUCGGUGAAGUCUCCGCGUUUAUGUAUAGCUCUCACAAAGUGUCGUAAGGUUCAGAAACCUCACUAGUUAGCAUACUAUGUGUAACGUAACUAUUAAGGUCGCAUGGUGAUCUCUAUACCACUGAAAGUAAUUUUACAAACGGCACUGUCACGCCGUGCUAAUGGAAGUAAGUUUCUGCAUAGCAAAACCAGGUCUCGAUAUUGUUGGACUGGAAUGACAUGAGCUGAAAGGUGGGAGGUGGAGUUUUCAUUUUAAGUGGUUUGCGAGUCUGUUCUGUAAUGUUGAAGACAAGAUGUACAAAUUGUCAAUAGAAAAAUACACGAAAAUAUCAAAACUUCGACAUUUAUGUAAUACUUUAAGCGUUAUCACUAAUCUUUCCGAACCAGCUUUGUUUUCUCGGCUUUUGCUACUACUAAUACUCAUGUCAGUGUAUUCUUUCUAACGUGUUGUAUGUGAUAAAAUGUUUGUGUAUAUUGUUUCGAGUAUGAUUUUGUAAAUAUCAAACUCAGGAAUGAUCUUUUUUGCUAAAAUAAACGUAGCUGCUACCUGGAAUCUUCCAACCGCACUCAAGAAAGGAUCUCCGGUUUGUUAUUCUUUUCAAUAUAUUUGAUAACUCUCAGAUGCUGAGUGUACAGUUGUUUUGGGUACCUUUGAUAUAUUUCAGAGCAUUAUGAAACUUGUGCACCUGACAACCUUGAACGAAGUCGGAGCUGCUAUCCGUUUAUUGUUCAUUGAAAAUAUACCAUAUAACAUUAUUAGACUACUUAGACACAUGACGUCAUGCGUGAAAACAAGCUGAACGAUGAAAACUCAAAUCCGCUACCAAUGUAUUGUGUAUUUUUAUUGUUUUGACCACAAAGGGAAGUCGGAGGGCCAUAGUCAGAGAGUAAAAUGAUGAGUGACUGUUAUUAUGCUCACUUCUUUACAAACCGAUGAGUACCGGUUGUCGAGCCGUGUUUCGUUUUCCGUAUGAUCUCAUCUGAUACAUAAUAAUAGCUUUAUCUAAAAUGGUCCAAAGUUACCCUUAAAAUAAAAGUAACUGACAAACGAUGCGUGCUUCAGGAAAUUAAGUGAUGAUCAUUUACAGGUUGUCAUAUUGGCGAAAAAAAAUGGUAGUGAUCCUGAGCAGUUUGUUAAAUAUAUCGAAGAGGAUUUUAGAAAGAUCAUUGCCGUCCACUACGUCAGUAAAGUUGUCAAACGUUUUUCCAUCGAUCUGUAGAGUUAUGGUUUACUUUUAUAACAGACUUAAUCCUAAGAUUGUCAUGAUGUUACUGCCUAAUUUAUAGGAUCUUGCGUGGAAGUCACAUCAUUGUAUACACUGACUCGUAUCGUAACAAUCACCAAUAUAUGAUGAGGAAAACAUUUGAGUUGGAGAUAAAACAAUAUAUUUAAUGUGAAUAAAAGUUUUGUUGAAUAAGAAUGUCCACGCCUGCAAGGCCUGGUCAUGCCAUCCCAUGCAUUUUCGUCGGUUGAGUUCAUUCUCCCCGCCUUUUCGCAUCGUUUGGUUUUUUGUUUGCGUUAAAUGUUGAGUAUCUGUUUUCCCAGUUGUCUUUAUUCAGCUUUGAGGAUAGUGUGGUCAGGAUCCAAUACCUUUACAGAUCUAUGGUUUGUUGGGCUAUGGAAGUUCCAGUGAUGUGCUACGGUGUGGAUUCUAACCAACUGACAAAAACAGCAUUCAGUUCUAGUCUGCAAAUUGGAAUGACUUAAAUUUCGAAAACCAGGCUUUAUAUUAUAUUCAGUAAACGUAUACUUAUUUACCGUGAAAGCAAUAACGGGGGUCGUAACAUGUUUAAUGGGACUAUAUUCGUAUGUUCAGAGAAGCUAAGAGAGCAUAGACCGUUGUACUUUACCGUAUAGGGUACCCUUAUGUUAUCGUUAUUCCAUCAGUGUAAUCGAGGUAUCGCAAGAUGUCGUAGGGCAUUUCAUUAGGAAAUAAAUAGAUUAAACACGGAGACGUUAGGGAUCCUCAUUUCAUGUGUCCAUCCACCGACUAGCAUGACGCGUCCUUAUGGGUCGAAUUAAUUAUAAGAAGACUAUGGGAGCAACGGUGUUUCCAUUGGUAAUAUAUACACGAAAUGAAAAAAAUGCAAUGUAAUAUUUCUAAGUGUCACUUACGGAAUGUGAACUAGAUGUUGAGUCUCAAAUGUUUUGUAUUUCCUACAAAAUAACAUUGGAUCUAAAAAUUUACUCAGAAAUGAGUACAUUCAAAAAGGAAUAGUCAACAAAAAUUCACACCAGGUUUCCACUUACAAUCCUUACGUUGAUAAUGUUAAGCCCAAGUCUUUGGUAUCUUUUUAACCAAAUUUAAAACAAGUAACUUAUUAUUAAUAGAAGUCCUUGUGAGAAUAAAGUGAACGUCUAACCUGCUUUUUAGAUAUAAUGUACAAAUCAUAUGUUUCUAAGCAAAGGGGGAUUUACACAACUGUGAUUUAUUAACAUGCUCAUGGAUAUUAGUCAAAGAGUAGUUCAAAUAUUAUAAACUGCAGGAUAUGGCAUGUGCUUCAUACUGUGUUGUUGUUUCUUCCAAUCUAUGUCCCAAUAUAUUUACGGCGAGAUAUAUAAGGAGAUCUGCAGUCUUACAAAAUAUCAUUGCCAGUAGAAGGACAGGUUUUUAUUGUUAACCCAUAGUUUGUUGUAUUUAAUUAGAACGUGUAACACGCCUUCUAGAAAUACGGAAUCUCAUGCUAGUCGUUUUGUGAUUUUGUGGAGAUAACUCUAACAAGCUUAUUUUGUAAAUAGUUUUUAAUAUUAUUUGUAUUUAUUUUGUCAAUUUUUCACUGUAUGUACAUUCAUCAUUAAAUGACUGUACGUGUUGUUUUAGUCACUUGACCUUGAAGACACUUUCCGUUGAGCUACUACAUAGCGUGGCAUAUUCGUGCUGGUUAACAAAUACAUUACUACUCACGCAUUCCUAGUUCUAUCUUCAUUUGUGAUUGAGUUAAUGGAAGUUUAAAUCAAAUGCUAUCUACAUUUAUAGACUAUAAUCGGAAUAUAUCACAUCCUACGUUGGACUAUAUCGCUAGAGAGUUCACCAACCUGCUCAGAGUCAUCAAGCAUUUAUAAUUGUGGAUUUACAUUACUGGACUUAAUCAGAACACGCAACGUUUGGGCAAUUUAAGUAACGUCCUUAAUUGUUAUUGUAUUUGUAACAUUUAACUUGUAUAUAUUAAUAUUACUAUUGAUUGUUAUUAACUUUGUUGAUACCUUUUGCGUUUAUAUAUUGUCUGGUCCACCACAAUUUCGACUCCUAAGCACAAUGAAGGGAAUCAAGAAUUAUGCCAUUACCGUUGCUAAAAUUAUAUGUUUCAUCGCUUGCCUCAAGUACUACUAUUAUAUUGACUAAACUGGAUUAUACGACAACCACGUAUACCAAACUAAGGUGUCGUAAUUUUUAUCUUAUUUGCACGGACAUUUCAUUCAAAUUCGUUAGAUAUACACAGUUAGGUUUAUAAACCCGUAGCAGUUGUAAUUUUUUUGCCAACGACAUGCUCUUGGGCUUAAAAUUCGAGGUGGCCGCGUCAUAAAGUUAUCACUAGGUGAGAGAGGUUAGAUGAAGCGGCAAAUAAAUCCCAAAACAAAUAGUUCUAUAAGUUUUCGUCACAUAUAUUGACCUCACUAAUCUUACUGGACACAUUUAGCUGAAGGCGAGCGGUUACGCCUCCGCACCUAUCCACUGUAGCUGCUAGCUUAGACCAAAUUCUUCUCGACAUGUCGAUAGCUUUCUAAAUUUUCCUCGCAUCCCUUCAUUUCUAACUGGGUUGGUGAACUUCGAUUAUAAAGAUGUUAUAUAUAUAGGAGUUGCCAAACUCUGACUACCUGUGACACCUUCAAACUCAAAAACAAACUAUCGUAUCCGACAAACAACAAACGAUAUUGAUUCGAGACAGAAAACAGCAGUCAUUUAGACAUCAAGAUAUAGUGUACAUUCCAACAAAACUUUCGACAAGAGAACAACGACUAUUAUUAAAUUUGGGACAUCAUUCCAUUAUGUAAUGCAUGUCUAGAGUAACGCAUUCUGACAUGGUUAGUAAAAACUGCAGCCAUAACAAAAGUUACGGCAUAACGUAGUUUCUUGAUAAGAAUAACAUCAGCAAAGCUCCUUGAGAACUUGACCGUUAUUACAGGGUACGAUAAAGUAAUCUGACGUGACAAUAGUGAGUAUGAAGAUGCUACAAGUAUUUGGAGUUUGACAACGCUUUAACCAGUAACAGAUUCUAAUAUGAUGCGUACCCACCGAGUAAAAUCAAAAGACAGGAGCGAGGAGGUUCGAAGAUAUAUUUGAUAGGCUAUUAAUAUAUCGAGAAUCGUCUGAUUUAAUCUGCUAACCAUUGCAGUAGUUGUUGAACACGGCGUUCCCACUCGUGAUCUGAUGCGGAUGCAUGACUGAGCGCCUUCAGCUAGGUGAGUCCAUUAAAACUAAUGUGGUCAGCAUCCAAUGCCGAAGACUUACAGAGCUAUUUAUUUUGGGGAUUUAUUUACCACUACAAGUAUAAUUCCACUCGCUCUUAAGAAUUUAUUUACGCCUAAAGCGGCAUUAUUCGUAGAUAACAGAUAUAGUUCAAAUUAUCGUCUGUGUAGAAUACAGGGUUUCGAAAAUUACGAUGUCAUUGUCAUUUGAACCGUUGAUAAUUGUGGUGUUUGUAUGAACUAACGAUUCCUUAGUACUUGUCGAAAGCUUGAUUUCGAAUUCCAAAUACAGUACAUUCGUUCGUGCUUGUGGUUUAUUUCCUCACAUUCAUCCGAAAAGAAUCCUACAGUUUAUUAAUAUCUCUGUUUUUACCAGAAAAGCCUAUUUCACAUCCUUAUGCAACUUCAAAGGAACUACUGCUAGAAUAUGUAAAAUAUACAAAUUUCGAAUGCGGUGAAUGAGAAAAAUUUCAUUAAAAAAUUCAUCAGGACAUCAAAAAUUCCACUACAUCACUAAGUCAUCCUAAUCCAGUGCCUACUCAACGUUAUGCAGAUAAAUCAUUGAGUUGCGAUGCAGUUUACGAUGAUGGGCACAAGUUCGGUCAGUGUUUGUCCCGUGGCAGGUUUCAUUCAUUUAAUUGAUGUGUAUUCCGUAAUUUUAAAUAUGAUGAGAUUGGACACAUUCAGUCAGUUCGUAAUACUACAGCUCAUUCCGCUGGAAAUAAUGCUAAAAUUUGUAAUUGUGAUUUUACUAAGUUGGGUGUUUCUAAUGAUCAUUUAUGUUUAUCCACGACUUGAUAUAGUCCCAUAGCAGUCGAGAGUUAAAUGAAACUUAGAAUCGUUAUGAUACAAAAGUCCCUAAUCAACAAACAUCUUAUAAGAUUUCGCAUGUUAUUUUAGCAAAUAUAGUUUUUUCUAAUGAUUCAUAUAUUUCUGAUGAAAUUUCUUGCAAAUCUGAGAAAAAGGUGUUGAGUGAAUCUAAUCAUAAUCUAAAACCCGAUGUCAUAUCAUAUAUUGUUUGUCGUCAUAACGCAUAUGACUCAGUCUUCAGUAAUAAGGAUAGUAGGUUGAUGAACCUGUAUUAAUCCUGACUCACUGCUUUCCAGUGAAGGUCCAGCUUCUCCUUGAAAGUAUUCACUGAUGGGGCUGAUACCACUUGUUCAGGUAAGGCGUUCCAAUGAUUGACUACUCGAUGAGAAAAACGGGACCCCACUUUAAGUUUAUUAGAUCGUGGUUUAUGAACCUUCUUGCUAUGACCUCGGAGAUUAUUAGUGUUGGAGGGAGCAAAAAGAUAAGACAUACUAACACCCGAAUCAUAAUUAGACACGAAAUGCCAGUAUAAGGUCACCUCGUGUCCUACGAUACAAGAGGGAAAGGUUUAGGCGUUUUGAACGCUCAUCGUAAGGGAGUCUAGAAAGACCCUUCACUAAUUUCUUUCCCACACGCUGGACACGCUCAAGCGAGUUAGCAUUCUUUACCAGACACGGGCUAGCUGCUUGGAUACAGUACUCUAAAUGUGUCUAAUAUAUAUGGGAUAUAAAAUUCGAAACGUUUCCUCGUCAAAAGAUUUAAACGCUCGGCGAAGUGACCAUAACGCACGAAAACCUUUGACAGCGGCUGCGUUGCAAUGCGUAGUUUUUUAAACCAUGACUUAAUACUACUCCUAAGUCUUUAUGCUCUUGAACGCAUGGAAGAGGUUUACUCUGAAUAGUGUGACGGUAAUUAUUACCGUGACCGACGUGCAUUAGCACACUCUUCCUAGCAUUGAUUUCUAAGCCCUACUCUCAAGCCCAUCCAACUAAAUCGUCUAAGUCAGCUUGAAUAUCCAGAUGAUCAGCCGCACUUUUUACUGUUCUCCAGAUUUUUACAUCAUCCGCAAACAAUGUCGACGACCUAAGUAACAGCGGUAACUCAUUAACGUAGAGAAGGAAGAGCAGAGGGCCUAAGAUGAUGCCUUUGGGUACACCACUUUUGACCGGCUUCCAAUCGGAUAGCGUUCCGUUGACCCUCACUCUCUGUCUGCGGUCACAUGAGAAGUUUCCUAUCCGCUCACGUACAGUGCCUAUUAUUCCGAAGCUCAUGAGCUUGUGCAUAAGACCUACUUGUGAAACCUUGUCGAAUGUUUUGCUAAAAUCUGUGAAUAUCACAUCGACAGACAGACCGUUAUCUAGGGCUACUGUCCAAUAAGCAAGUUAGUCAAGCAUGAACGCUUGUUACGAAGUCCUUGUUGCUCAGGAGCUAACAGAUUGUGUAAAUCUAUGUGGCUUAGCAACUUAACCCGAAUUAACUUUUCAAGUAACUUAACGACUAUGCUAGUUAGACUAACAGGCCGGUAGUUAGAUACCAUAUGUCUCUGACCGUCCUUAAAUAUAGGACUGACUAUAGCGUCCUUCCAAUUUCUAGGGAGUUGAGCGAGUGAAAGGGACAUGUUGAAGAGUGUCGCAAGCGGUUUCGAAAUAAUGUCCGCAAGAGAUGACAGCAACCGUGGAUGUAACCCGUUAGGGCCAGGUGUCUUACCAGGUUUGAGGCUAGUUAUCAAUGGAAGGACAGUUUCCUCAGUCACCUGUACAGAUUCUAUGGUUGGUAUCUCGGUGUGAGUGGAACAAGUAUUUGUUACAAUAAACGUAGAGAAGACUUCGCUAAAAUAGUUUGAAAAAGUCUCAGCUUUUGCUCGAUCUGAUUCAGCUAGUAAUUCUGAAUUUUCGUGUAACAGUAAUGGGGAAUACCAUCACUACGUUUCGUCCGCCGUUUGAUAUACGAAAACAAUCCUUUCGGACAAGUACGGCUAUCAUAUACUAACUGUCAUUUGUAAGUGGUACGGGAUUUGGCUAUGGUUUUCUUACAGAUAUUACGGAAUUUUUCGUACUCACGCUUAAAAGGUUCAUGACCUGUCAACAAUAUUAAGUCCCAGAAAUGUUUCCUACGCUUUAACAGCAUCCGGGUUUCCUUAUUAAUCCAUGGAGGGCAGUGUGAUAGCUUACGUGCUGACCAUGGGAUAAACGGCGACGUUACGGACUCGAAUGUAGCCUUAAACUUAUUCCAUUCAUCUUCGAUCAAUCCAUCCGCGUCGACCGAUCAACCAGUCGAGAUUGCACAGUUUCUGAUCGCCGGAAUAUUGGCUCGCCAGGUAUUGGGACGGGGUGGAGCAGAUACGAAUUGUAUACCAUGUGUCCUAAACCUGAAGUGAAUUGCAACGUGAUCACUGUUCACUAGUUGGGUAAGGUGCUGAAUAUCGAAGACAUCCUCACAGUGGUGGGUGAGGGCGAGGUCCAGCAGUGACGGAUCAUGAUUGAAAUCAAUAUGUGUCGGUUUUGUGAUACAUUGUACAAGUGCACACUGAAUAACGGUAGAUAAAAGGUCUCUAUCGAAACCAAUACCUGGAUCCGUAAGCUCUAUCCAGUUGAUAUGCGGUGCGUUGAAGUCCCCAAUGAUGACACAACAUUCUGCCAUACUCCAAGAACGGAUGUGUCUUAGGAUAAAGUCGUCAGCAAGACAAAACGGACUACGGUAUAUCCCCCCUAUAGUCACUAACCCACUUCUAGAUUUAAUCUUACAACAUGCAACCUCACAUGUGCCACUGAUAUGAGCCUCCGAUAUUGUUGAUUGUAUACGAAAGUGAUCCCAAACGUAUAACAUUAUGCCUCCCUCCUUGCGACUUGAAACUCUAUCACUUCUAAUACAGAUAUAACCUGCAAUGAAAGGAGAACAAUCUAUAACUACUGUGAACCAAGUUUCUGUAACAACGAUUAUAUCGGGACAUAAUUCUUCCACCAUCAGACUUAGCUCGGACGUUUUAUUUCUAAGACUACGAGCGUUCGUGUAGCACACGCUUAAGGUGUUUUGGAAAUCAAUCGUUCUACCCAUACAGGCCUCGGAAGCAUUGGCUUCCAAGACCUGACUACCCAAAAACCCUUAAUAGUAAAGUUAUUUUCGCCAUUUAAUUUGCGAGUCUUCUACUCCGUAAGAGCAUUCUUCCACUUGAUUCGGUCCUCAAGCGGCCAAUCUGGUCGAAUACGGAUGUUUGAGUCACGAGUUUUUGGUGCGUUUUUCAAUAAAAUGUCUCUUUCUUCGAAACUCCUGAGAACCAGCUUCAGGAUUCUUCUUGGUUGGGUCUCGCCUCCAACUCAUUUACCGAGUCGUAUUACUUUUGUAAUAUGUACCCCUGAAACCUCUUCAGGUAGCACAUUUCUUACCACAGACUCCACUAACUGCAGGCCAUGUGCAUGUCUUCUAGCAGAGUCGUUAUCUUUCGAAUCCUCUAGAUUCCAAAUAAUUAAACUAGGAAGGGGUUUAGCUUCCUUUGAAAUUGUGUUAACAGCUUUCGACCGUGACGAUAGAUCCUGUAUAUUAGCUUUUAUUGUAACAGAGUUCUGUGAGUGACUCACAACAGUGUUAGACGAGGCUUUACUUUGGAGCUUUGGCGGAUUGGUAUGAGAGUCCACCAAGGACUUAUCAAGUAAACAGUCAUUAGUUUUAGCUGUUAUUUGAUUUUUCUUCUCAGUCACGCCAGGAUGGGCUUCACUCUUACCAUCAGACUUUGGUAGUGUAGUAUGUGACUCACAAUGAGAGUCCAUCAGUGAGUUACUAACUACCUGUGUACUGCCUACAGCUUUUUUCCUUUCGUUUCGUUUCCUACGUACUGUAGUCCAUUGGGACUAUUUGGAACGGUGGUUUUAUCCAGUUCGUCGGUUCCCACUAAAGGUGCAUUGUUAUCAAUGUCAGUACCAGGUGGUAUUAUUCCCCUUGUUAAUGUUAACGGCGAUCUCACUUUUGCAUCGGUCAGAGUCGGUUAUUUGAGGCGCCGCGUAACAGCAGGUACUACACUGACACAAUCGUCACUGUCAGUGUCGGUGUUGUCAGCGCAUGUGUCAUCGUUUUUCUUGCAGGCGAAAGCCAAUAGGCCCAUAGCCUCCUGAGAUAGUACCUUUUUAUCCGUACAGCAAAACAUACAAAGCCAAUGCGAGUUAGGCUUCGAGUAUCUUUUGUAUGCCAUCGGACUUAGGCGUGUACACAUUUUGUGGUACCACUUUUUACAGUCAUCACACUGCAUUCCCUCCUCAACGGGGAACAAACAAUUUGGUUGCCCACGUUUGUGAGUCUUACCAACCAUUGUAAUUAGAUUUAAAAGGUUUAAAAACACACAAUGAUCACAAUGUGAACACAAUUGUUAGUCUAGCAGUAAAAAAAGGUACCUAGGACAAAAUUUAGCAAAAAAUUUCAAACUUCAACCAAAGUACUUAUAGUUAAAGUAGACCAAGAAUCCCUUUUGGUGAAAUAAGUACCCAAAGCAAGUAUAAUCACAACAAGUACAAAAAUAACUGCCCUUUUUGAAACGAGCGCGUAGUCGAGAUCUUGUGGAAUACUUGGUCGAUGUGAAGCACGAGUACUAAAUGAACUGGAUCUUGAUUACAAUACUAAUCAUUUCGUAUCAACUUUUGUUUCUCCUUCUCAUGAAGUCACUGUAAGAUCCAUUUUGAAUCUUUUGUGUGUGGAAAUCCCUCCAUGUAUACACUUGCAG